CCGGAAGGAAGCCGGAGGGUGGGGCUUCCAUUCAACUGACGUGUCUUUCUGAGGGGAGAAUUGGAGUUUCUGCUGCCGCUUGGCCCUUCCUUUUCCGCGUUGAGGGCGCCGAGAUGGGGAUUAAAUUUCUUGAAGUAAUCAAGCCCUUCUGCGUUAUCUUGCCAGAAAUUCAAAAACCAGAAAGGAAGAUCCAGUUUAAAGAAAAGGUGCUAUGGACAGCUAUCACUCUCUUCAUCUUUUUGGUUUGCUGCCAGAUUCCUCUUUUUGGUAUUAUGUCAUCGGAUUCAGCUGAUCCCUUUUAUUGGAUAAGAGUAAUUCUGGCUUCCAACAGAGGUACACUGAUGGAGCUAGGCAUUUCUCCCAUUGUCACAUCUGGUCUCAUCAUGCAGUUACUGGCUGGUGCCAAAAUAAUUGAAGUUGGGGAUACACCAAAAGACAGAGCUCUCUUCAAUGGCGCACAGAAAUUAUUUGGCAUGAUUAUUACUAUUGGACAAUCUAUUGUUUAUGUAAUGACUGGGAUGUAUGGAGACCCAUCAGAGAUGGGAGCAGGAAUCUGUCUCCUUAUCACCAUUCAGCUUUUUGUUGCUGGUUUGAUAGUUCUUCUGUUGGAUGAACUUCUGCAGAAAGGCUAUGGUCUUGGCUCUGGCAUUUCUCUCUUCAUUGCUACUAAUAUCUGUGAGACUAUUGUAUGGAAAGCGUUCAGCCCAACUACAGUGAACACUGGCCGAGGCAUGGAGUUUGAAGGUGCCAUCAUCGCCCUGUUCCAUCUGCUGGCUACGCGCACAGACAAAGUUAGAGCUCUCCGGGAAGCCUUCUAUCGGCAGAAUCUCCCCAACCUUAUGAACUUGAUUUCCACCAUAUUUGUCUUUGCCGUUGUCAUUUACUUCCAGGGAUUUAGAGUGGACCUCCCUAUAAAAUCUGCCCGCUACCGUGGCCAGUACAAUACCUAUCCAAUCAAGUUAUUCUAUACCUCCAAUAUUCCCAUUAUCCUUCAGUCUGCAUUGGUUUCUAACUUGUACGUAAUUUCUCAGAUGCUCUCUGCUCGUUUUAGUGGCAACAUAUUGGUUAGCCUUCUGGGUACUUGGUCUGAUACAUCAACUGGAGGUCCUGCCCGUUCAUAUCCUGUUGGUGGCCUGUGUUAUUACUUGUCGCCUCCUGAGUCUUUUACAUCAGUUUUGGAUGAUCCUGUUCAUGCAGUUGUUUAUAUUGUGUUUAUGUUGGGUUCCUGUGCUUUCUUCUCCAAAACCUGGAUUGAAGUGUCCGGCUCGUCUGCAAAAGAUGUUGCUAAACAACUGAAAGAGCAACAGAUGGUUAUGAGGGGUCACAGGGAAACCUCCAUGGUUCAUGAACUCAACAGAUACAUUCCAACAGCUGCCGCUUUUGGUGGCCUCUGCAUUGGUGCCCUCUCUGUGCUGGCAGACUUCCUUGGAGCAAUAGGAUCGGGAACAGGAAUCUUGUUGGCUGUCACCAUCAUUUACCAAUACUUUGAAAUCUUUGUAAAAGAGCAGAGUGAAGUUGGCAGCAUGGGAGCACUUCUCUUCUAAAUGCAAUACUGAGUCAUGGACCUAGGGACUGGCGAAGAGUGUUUUUAAGUUUUUAAAAAUCAGGUGAAAGAGAUUAACAAUUACACAAAAACACAUGGGCGUACGGUAUUAAUAGAAACACUUCUUUUAAAUGUGUGAAUUUUUUUUUUCUGAAGCACAUUCCUUCGGUUCAGACUUUAUUGGUAUUUAGUUGCUGUUUUAUAAAUAGCUGGAAAAUGUGUAAAAAAACAUUUUUAGAAAAAAAAGAUCUUCUGUUCUUUGUUAUUGUUUGAGGCAAUUCUCUAAAUCGGCUUAAUCUGAGAGCCUUUUCUCCCUAUUUCAAACUGCACAAUCUUGUCCCUAAGUUCCUUGAAGAUUUUUCGGGUUCAUUAUUUAAAUGAAGAGUGGACAGUUAUUUGUUGCAGUGUGAUACUUGUCUCUUUCCCUGGACCUGUGGGAGGGAAUUCCCUCCUCAAAAAUCAUCUCCCAAAUUAUCCAUUCUUUCGCGUGGGGGGGUGUUCUUUUGAUAAGCACAUACAUGACUUCUACUCCUAGGAUACCACACUUAGAGCACCCAGAUGUCUAGUCAAGAACAGUCUGUGUUUUCAGGGCUGCCUUUUGACUGUUUCUUUACUUCUGCCUGGGAUGAUAAUAGCCUGUGGGUAGAAAUCUCAGGUCAUGUUGCUCUACAAGAAGAAUUAAGGUCACGUCUUGCAAUGUUUGCUGAACAGAGGCAGUCAACAGUGCCACAGAAGAAACCUGCUUAUAGUUUGUCUUGUAUUAUUUUUAUCUCUUGACAAGUGUUGAAUGCAGUAUUUCUCUUGGAAGUUACUGUACUCCUAACAAGUUUUAUUUGCCAUGAGAUCAAAAUAAAUUCUAAGCUAGGAGGUAUGAUGUUAACUGUUAAUCUCCUGCUUGAUGAGUAUAUUGAAGCCAGGUACAGUAGGACCUGCAUAUUGUUCCAAAUGCUUAUUGUCUGGAAUAGUGACUACCAAGCCAUGCAAAUUCUUGUCCACCUAAGGGAUUCCCUUUAUCUCCAGAUAGUUUCAUGUGUUCUUCUAAGCUGGAAUGAUGGUGCUUCUUUAGAGACCAGAUAGCCAUUGCUUGCUUUCAGGGUAUCACCUACUAAAUAGGACUAGUAGCCAUAAAAAUUUUAAGGGUUAUCAACUCCUUGUAAAAUUCCUUGAAGGCUUGACAUCUGUUGGAAUAUAUCAGUGGUUGUAAGGUGAUUUGUGUAUUGUAUAGACCGAAUUAAAAUGCCUGGUAUAAUGAGAAGCAUGCGGAUAGAAUUGCUGGUCAUGUUGGCCCUUGAAAAAAGAGCCAGAUUAGGGACCGGAUUAGUGUCCAGUUUUCUUUCUUGGUAAAUGUAGAAAUUUAUGCCUUGCCAAAAACACCACGUUAUAUUGAAAUCGGGUCAGAAACUAGUAUUGAAAUUGUCAAACCUCUGGCAGUUCUGUCAUUUUACCCAGCAAUUUGUGCAACAGAAAAUCCCAGUACCAAGAAAUUGCGAACACGAAUGGCAUGGAAGAAGCUGAGUGUAAUGCAGUAAAACUGGGAAAAAGCAUAGGACCUCCUCAAGAGCAGAUACAGAUGGGAAUUAAUAGUACUGAAGAAAUCUAACUGAUAUGGUCUCCCAAGCCAGCUUUGCUGGAAUGGCUUCUUCAGUUAAUAGGCUGCUAUAACGUGGAUAUAUUUUGGGCUGUUUUUAUUCCAAAACAAGUGAAAAACAUACGGUGCCUUACGGUGCUGUAGUGUGAUUCAUUUAUGUGGCAAAGCUCAAGGAAAAAGUUGUGUUCUGGAUCAAUUGCAAAUCUGACUUUGUAAGACUUUCUUUUUUAGUACUUCUUUUCAAAUACUUAUAAAUCAAUCUUUAACUUCAUGAAAUAUAGGUCUUUUUAAAUGUAACUCAGAAGUAAAUAUUAAAUUUUUAUUGCAUUUUUAUCCAUCCCUUCCUAUCCGUUUUAUCCCAUGUACUAAAGGGAUAAAGGUCUCAUUCAGUUUCAGAACUGGAGCAGCAAAGCAUCAAAUUGAAGUGAUUAGAAAUGUCAGAUCAGAACCUUUGGAUAGAUGGUGUGCAUUACUGAAAUUAUCCCAUCCCCACCCAUUUGAAAUUUACAAAUUGUGGACCACUUUUUCAAAUCCAAUUGCUUUGAUCCAAGUCAAUGACUUGAUCUCCAUAGCCAUAUUAGAGAGGUUGAAUUUAUUUUUUGUGGUUGAAACAAAAUUAUCUGUACUGUGCAUAAAGCAUUCUUCAAGGAUUGCAUAAAAUAUUGUAGUUUUUGCCUCACUUUUAAAAGAUGAGUGCCAAACCAGUAUUUGAAUUGAUGGUAUUAACAUACCAUUAAUGUUCUGCACUAUACACAAAUCCUGGUAUUUUUAUUUGCCCAGCAAUAAAAAAUUGACAUAUCCAUCACUGACCUGCUUCUAUUUCAAUUGAAUAACAUUUUAACUUCAGAAUAAAAUUGUUUCCUUUUGCUA
This is a messenger RNA of Crotalus tigris (Tiger rattlesnake), 4001 nucleotides long. It is a transcript of the gene SEC61A1, whose product is annotated as SEC61 translocon subunit alpha 1. The record is from RefSeq and is a predicted model, not a curated record. The transcript has 12 exons. Gene Ontology annotation, molecular function: transmembrane protein transporter activity; signal sequence receptor activity; ribosome binding. Gene Ontology annotation, biological process: SRP-dependent cotranslational protein targeting to membrane, translocation; post-translational protein targeting to membrane, translocation. NCBI's taxonomy places the organism in Eukaryota, Metazoa, Chordata, Lepidosauria, Squamata, Viperidae. Bases 114 to 1544 code for a protein of 476 amino acids. Gene Ontology annotation, cellular component: membrane; Sec61 translocon complex.